AUGGACGUUGAGGCGGAGCGUGCUUUUUGCUCCAACUUUCACUGCUGUGGUGUCGUACAUCCUGACCUCCAUGCCCUCUACGCCCACUCUAGAAUGACGCCAACGAGCUACAUUGGCCCACAAUUUUUCUGCUCAGGACCAUUCUCCUUCGUAGACUCCACGCAGGAAGACCAUAUUCCUCCGCCGUCACCAAUAGAAUCUGAAGCUUCAUCAUUCACCGAUUCGACCACGACCACCUCUGACAUCGAUGGGGAUCACGUUUUUCCAGCACUACCAGAAGCAAUUCAGCCCAUCGAAACUUCGCUUCCUACCGUCGACGCUAUCACUGCGCCAUCGACCAGCAGCUAUCCAUUGUCACGACAGUUUCAUCAUCCAAUCUCUUUUCCUUACCCAUCCUACCUUCGACGUGCAAACAGUUUUCCGAACACCUUUCCAUUGACAUCGCACCCGCCUUCAGCAACAUAUGAUGGCUCAAAAGUUCAGGUCAAACGGUAUGAGGCGUCAAAUGCUCGAGCUGCUGUCACUUCCGCCUACCUUUCGACAAUUGGGAGGCGGCUGUCGCACCAGAGUAGACCCGUGACUCCAUUGCCAUCCCCCAUUAUCGUAACGAAGUCGGUAAAGGACGAUAAUCAACAGCAUAUAGUGGCUCAUCGACCCUGCACCCCCCCCGCAAACGAAAACACCGACCCACUUUCCGGAGAUGACAUGGAUGUCGCACCAUCUCCCCUCUCGGCUGACUCUAUAGACAUAGUUCUGAUCGACUCACCUGUCCAUCCAUCUUCCACCAACCAGUCGCCCUUGUCCGUCGCAGAACAACUGUCACUCUCCCAGCCAGUUCAAAAGGUGCCCAUUUUUCUUAAUGGCAAAGAAAAAACGUUCGUCUGCCCAAUCCCCCUUUGCAACAAAGCCUAUCUCAACCCCAAUGGUCUCCGGUAUCAUCUCUCAAAGGGUAAAUGCAGUGGGGAGGACAACGAAUGUCUUCCGAUGGACGAUCAACUGAUGUUGAUGCGUGCUGAGGCAGCAGCAAAAGUUGCGACGGUUGGCCCUGGGUCAAGAUUUGGGUCGUCUGGAAAGAGAGUGCAGCGUCGAACCGCUUGCGCGAAUCGGAAAGCGUCUUUGCGGAAUCAACGACCUUUUUCUCUGGGUACCGGACCGGCUGAUGUCUCCGAUUUUGACCUCGACUCCCUUCCAGCCCUCACACCAUCUACCGCUAGCGACACUUGUCGCUCGGUUUCGGUCUCCCCAUCGAGCUCUGCUUUGUCGGACUUGUAG
Mycena indigotica is the source of this 1272-nucleotide messenger RNA. Its product is annotated as C2H2-type domain-containing protein. The coding region runs from base 1 to 1272 and encodes 423 amino acids. The record is from RefSeq and is a predicted model, not a curated record. NCBI's taxonomy places the organism in Eukaryota, Fungi, Basidiomycota, Agaricomycetes, Agaricales, Mycenaceae. Gene Ontology annotation, cellular component: nucleus. The transcript has 2 exons.